Molecule: messenger RNA, 2097 nt
Organism: Emys orbicularis (European pond turtle)
Lineage: Eukaryota; Metazoa; Chordata; Testudines; Emydidae
Gene: DDN
Product: dendrin
Exons: 2
Coding region: 1-2097 (698 amino acids)
Source: RefSeq, a predicted model, not a curated record
AUGCUGGGCUGCCCGGUGCGGGGGGGCCAUGGGCAGCGGGGGGCACCGGGCACUGGGCACCUGCAGAUCUGCAAGCGCACGGACCUGCUGGUGGUGGAGAUUAACACGGUCUCUUGUUGCAGCCACGGCAGUGCCAUGGACCCAGGGCACUGGCCCGGGCGGGGCUCUGGCACCCCCUGGAUCUACCGGAGCAUCUCGGGGGAGUACGCGUGUCUGGAGAAGCGCUUUGCGGCUGAGCUGUGGCCGGCCCGGCGCCCGGGGCCCCGUGGGCACCAGGACGCCACGUGGAGCAAGACGAUUCCUCUCCCCCAGCCGCCCUCCAGUGGCGACCCCCGGGGCCUGCGGCUGCUGGGGAAGGGGGCGCGAGGGGACCAGGACACCCCCAGCGAGAGGAAGCCGAGGGGCGGCUCGGAGGGCAGGAGGGGCCUGGGUUGGGCGGCCCCCCCGGAGAGGAGGGGGCAGGGGGCAGCGGCCGGCGUCCUGGGCAGGAGGCGGCCAGCAGGGAGUGCCGUGGAGGUGCUCCCAGCCGGGCCCCCCAGCUACGAGACCCACAUGCUGAGGCGGCUCCGGGCAGGGCAGGGCAGCCGCAAGCCGAACGAGCCACGGCCCCCGCCCUACAUCUCGCCCCCUGCCUACGACGCGCCCCACCGCACCCUCCCCACCAAGCGGCCCCGCACCGCCCCCAAGCCGCCGGACGCCAAGCGGGGCCGGCCAGCGCCCCAUGGGACAGGGCCCGCUGGAGGCAGCCCGGAGCCCGCUCCCGGCUCAGCCGGCCCCCGGCAGCGGCUGGCCAGGCUCCCCCAUGAGGUCCUGGGAGGCUGGAGCUACCACGCGGGGUCGGGCACCCUGGGGCGCCGGGCCGGGUCGGGGCUGGAGGGCGCGGUGCAGUCCACGGCCCGGGGUGGCUCGGCCGAGUCCCUCUUCCGCCCACUGUCCAGCCCAGACGGUGGCAGCCACACGCUGCCCCGGGCAGCCGGAGGGGCUGGCAGGGCCCGCGGCCCCAGGGGCUGGGAUGCAGCGGGGCCUGGCUCUGCCCCGGGCCGGCAGCGACUCCCCUCCGGCUGGGGCUUUGGCUACGCGCCCAGCUCCACGGGCAGCGCCAGGAAUGGGCAGCGGGAGGGCUGGGAGCAGAGGGGCCGGCCAGAACGCAGGGCGCCUCCCUCUCCCCGCCCCGUGGGGAAGGCACCUGGCCAGUCCUCCACAGCCGAAGGCCGAAGCCAGCAUGGGGGCGUCUUUGUGAUCGAUGCCACCUGCGUGGUGAUUCGCGCCGAGUACAUCCCGCCCCCGCGGCGGGAGCAGGUGCGGCUCCUGGGGUCCCCCCCGCCCCGGGACUCGGCCUCUCCAUGCCAGAGGCUGCUCCUGGCCAGCCGACCCCACCUUGGGGCCUCCGAGCGGGCGGCAGGGCCCCCACCCCCUUCCCCCGGGGAUGGCUCCCUGGGGGAGAGGGCGGCUCGGAUCUUGGGGCUCCCCGCGGCCGAGCUGGGCCUGGAGGGACCACAGGGGGCCUGUGCCCAGCGAGAGGACCCCGGGCGCUGGGGCCAGCAGGCGGGAGCAGCUCUUCCUGGCAGCCCAGAGCCGCUGGUGGGGGGCCCCAGAGUACAUGGGCUGCCCAGUCCGGCCGCUUCCCCCGAAGAGCCGCCUGGGGUCCCGGGGGGCAGGGAGACCCUUGGGGACGGCACCAAUCCAUCUGUGGGGCCGGGGCCGGGUUGGGGCAGGGAGGCUCCUGGGGACGAGCCGCAGGCCCUGCCCCCCCGAACCCGGCCCUGCGCCAAGCGCCCGGCGCUCUGCACCCGCGACCUGCGCGAGGCCGUGUCCCGCAUCCGCCGCCACACGGCGCCCGACUCGGACACGGACGAGGAGCCCGAGGGCCCGGCCCCGCGCGGCCACAUGGCCUGGAGGGGGCGCCCGCGCCACGAGGCCCUGGCCUACAGCAGCAGCAGCCUGGAGAGCAGUGGCUCCGACGCCACCGUCGUCCCGGCUGCUGAGGGGGGGCCCCCGGGGGCGGUGCCAGAGGCCAGGGAACCAGGGCAGGAGGCCUGGGGCGGGGUCCAGGAGGGGUUGGAGAUGAGUGGGGCAGCGGAGCCCAGAAGGGGGUGA